Molecule: messenger RNA, 1266 nt
Organism: Drosophila miranda
Lineage: Eukaryota; Metazoa; Arthropoda; Insecta; Diptera; Drosophilidae
Product: presequence protease, mitochondrial-like
Exons: 3
Coding region: 313-951 (212 amino acids)
Biological process (GO): protein processing
Cellular component (GO): mitochondrial matrix
Molecular function (GO): metal ion binding
Source: RefSeq, a predicted model, not a curated record
ACUUGGUCACACAUAUUCUAGUCCAGAAAAACUUUGUUGAAUUUAUAAACUAAAAAUAAUCUUGUUUGUUUCAUAGAAAAAAACAAAUUUACAUAUGUGAAUUCAAUGGAUUCCGGCUGAUGUAACUGCAGCUCAAUCGCGUGUUGCCAUUUUAAUUUUUUACUAUGGCAUAUCGAUCGAAAUGACGCAAACAAUGUUUUCUCGAUCAAUUUUCGGACAACACCUUUUGACUCCACUGGUCUUCCGCAUAUUUUGGAACAUCUAGCCUUAUGUGGCUCAAAAAACUAUCCCGUCCGUGACCCAUUCUUCAAGAUGCUUAAUCGCUCUGUAGCUACGUUCAUGAAUGCCAUGACAGGUCCAGAUUACAAACUCUAUCCUUUUUCAACCAUGAAUGAAGUGGACUUUAGGAAUUUACAGAGUAUUUACUUGGAUGCGGUUUUUAACCCUAACCUUGCGUAUUUGGAUUUUCUUCAAGAGGGUUGGCGAUUAGAGAACAAGGACUUACAUAAUCGGAAGUCUGAACUGGUCAUCAAGGGUGUGGUUUAUAAUGAAAUGAAAGUCGCGUUUUCGGAGAACUCUUUGGUUUUUGGACAGAAUCUCCUAAAUAAUAUUUUACCUGACCACACGUAUGGACAUGUAUCCGGAGGAAAUCCAUUGGAGAUACCCAAAUUAACGCACACGGAUUUAAUUGAGUUCCAUCGCAAAUAUUAUCAUCCAAGUAACGCCCGUGUAUACUCUUAUGGUUCUUUCGAUUUGACAAAGACCCUCUCGCUUAUUGAUAAAGAAUAUUUAUCUCUGCACACCAGAGUAGACAACUCUUAUAGCCGUAUCCCUCUACAACUCGAUGGUCACAGCCACGGCAUGUACACAUUUCCAGCAGACUGGACAAUAUGGGCGCUGCUUUUGAUCGACAGAACCAAAUUGCCAUUGCUGUGCUUAUGUGCGACAUGACCAACAUACAGGAAACCUUUGAAUUAAAGGUCCUAUCCGAAAUAUUGAUCCGUGGACCUAACUCUGCCUUUUACAAGAGCCUAAUAGAACCAAACUUUUCCGGGGGCUACAACCAGAGUACAGGGUAUUCUUCAGACACCAAGGAUACGGCAUUCGUUGUGGGGUUGCAAGACCUGCGUGUUGAAGAAUUCAAAAAAUUCAACGACAUCUUUAGCCAAACUAUAUGCAAAGCCAUGAAAGAGGGAUUUGAGCCCCAACAUGUAGAAAGUAUUCUCCAUAAUCUUGAAUUGUCACUAAAACAUCAAAGUCCACAUU